Messenger RNA from Mytilinidion resinicola, 765 nucleotides. RefSeq names its product DHS-like NAD/FAD-binding domain-containing protein. The transcript has 4 exons. Bases 1 to 765 code for a protein of 254 amino acids. Gene Ontology annotation, molecular function: NAD+ binding. The record is from RefSeq and is a predicted model, not a curated record. Lineage: Eukaryota; Fungi; Ascomycota; Dothideomycetes; Mytilinidiales; Mytilinidiaceae.
AUGGAUGGUGCUAAUACUAGCGAUGAUUCUGCUUGGUCAACUUUUGCAGAUUUCCUGGAAGCAUCUUCGCGGGUUCUGUGCCUCGUGGGUGCUGGGCUCAGCGCACCAUCUGGUCUGGCCACCUGGCAGGAUCCAGUCACAGUGUGGAGCUUUUACGGCGAGCGUUUACUCAAGUCAUUGGCGGCUCAGCCAAAUGCAGCACAUCAUGCGUUGGCGGCUCUUGCUAGGUGGCAUGAAGGAUGGUUGACUAUCAAUCAAAAUGUCGAUGGGCUUCUCGAGCAAACCGAUCAUCCCAUGUCAAGGCUACUGGGCAUUCACGGCACAUUGAAGAUUGUUCGAUGUACCACAUGCGAUUACAACACCAACGUUCAUAAGCCGCAUGACAUUCCGUUCCUGCUGUCGCUGUCCAAUGCUAAUAAUCAAUCACGCUCGGCAGCAUUAUCCGACCUUCCACAUUGCCCCAAAUACAGAAUUGAUGAGUGGAUAUCGGAAGAACGCAUUGAUCUGGUGAUCGCUGCUGGUACAAGCUUGGAAGUUUUCCCAGCUGCAGAAUGGGUGGAUACAGCGCGAGCAUGUGGAGCAUCUUUGGCUAUCAUCGAUGCGGAAAAAGACCACCGGCUGGUGGAUGAAUUAAAUGACAAUGACUGGUUUUUCAAAGGAGAUAUCGCGGUUAUUCUACCUAGUAUUCUACCUAGAAUACUAAACUUCUCAAACGUUGACGUCACGCAAGAAAAUAAUAUCAUUAUCGACUUUGCUGGGUCCUAA